Molecule: messenger RNA, 3483 nt
Organism: Magallana angulata
Lineage: Eukaryota; Metazoa; Mollusca; Bivalvia; Ostreida; Ostreidae
Product: D(1) dopamine receptor-like
Exons: 2
Coding region: 884-2125 (413 amino acids)
Biological process (GO): adenylate cyclase-activating adrenergic receptor signaling pathway
Cellular component (GO): membrane
Molecular function (GO): G protein-coupled receptor activity
Source: RefSeq, a predicted model, not a curated record
UUAUCAAAAAGUUUCAGUGGAAUAGGAAAGUUAUCACUAUUUACGAUCACAUUACCGGUAGUUAGUAAUCAAAGAAGUAUUUCACAUAACAAGAAUUUUAUUUUCACAUAAAUCUGAUUAAAUUCUUUAAAAAAGAAGAAAAAAACCACCAUUAUACCAAUUAAUCCUUUGUAUUAUCUAAUGAUUUCAUUUUUUUUUUAAAUCCCAAAGUUAAAGAGCAAUAAUUGGAGGACUACAAAUCUGAGAAUAAAGAACUUUACAGUCUUAUUUCCCUUUAUAAAAAGUAACACUUGAUGAAAUCUAUUGUAAAAUGUACUUUUAAACUGUAGUAAACCCACUUCAGGUGAUGUUUUUAUUUUAGGGCAAGCUGUAAAAGCAAACAAUUUCAUUGUCUUAACCAUGUUGUAUUUCAAUGAGAAUAAAUUCAAUUUUAUGAAGCCAACAAUAAGAAUUGAAUAUCUUUAAAAAAGAAAUUAUGUAGAAUAUCUUAUUAAAAUAUCAAACUAACACAGACUUCCUUUAUGAAUUUAUUUCUAUAGAUUAAAUAAAUCCUAUGAGGAAAGAACAAGAUCUGCUUGAUUCUCUCUGACUGUCACUUGAAUAGGGAGCCUCUGUAGAUUGAGCAGUAAAUCCUCCAGAGUGGACUGAUGUGCUGGCAAUCAGUAAAUGUGUUGGUUUUAUGGUUCUAUUUUUGGGACAUCAAGGCAGCUUAUAAAAUCCUACUUGUUUCUGUUUUGAUGUUUGUUGAGACUUCAGAGUUAUAAACCUUGAUUGUUUGCCCUGCACCUUUAGCAUGGCUGUGUCCACCUUAUAUUGACAGUGCACCCAGCACUGAUUGUGAUAAGUCAUUUGUUCACUGCUGUGUAGACUGACCAAAAGGAAGAUGCUUGGAAAAUGGCAAACAUCCCUUCAGGCAUGGCUAAGGUUAAGUCGUCUAAGUCAUGAUUCUGCAGCUUCACAAACUAACAACAGCGACUUACUCAUCAAAGUCCACGCCAAUAACUAUAUCCUAGCUCAUGAACACUCAAAUCCCCCGCUGGACUUACCCCCCUACAGAGUGGCAGGAAUCAUCAUUUUGUGCUUUCUGACAGUUGUCAUGGUGAUAGCGAACCUUUUAUCAAUAUGUACCAUAGCAACCAAUCCUAUUUUACGACAGUCAUCCUACUACAUCUUUGUGUUUAGCCUGGCUGUUGUGGAUUUUCUGAUUGGUGUGGUUAUAAUGCCAAUUUACAUAAUAUGGGAGUACUUUGGUGAGUGGCCAUUCAAUGGGGUUUCCUGUGACAUUGUGACAGCUCUAGACAUAGCAUUUAGUGACAUCUCCACAUACAGCCUGGUACUUAUAGCUGUAGAUAAGUACAUCUACAUCACUCAACCAUUUAUAUAUCACAGAAAGAUAACUGUAGUCAGAUCCUGCCUACUCGUAGCAAUUGUCUGGAUCGUCUGGAUCUUGUUUGGCUUCAUAUCCAUGUAUGGAGGCAUUGCUCUGGACAGUCAAUCCAAAUCUCUGUUUUCAGACCCCUGUAUCUUCAUCAUGGAGGAUAUCUACAAUGGAGUCACUGCCUGUGUGGCCUUUGUCAUACCAUUCACCAUUCUGACAUACACAGGGGUUAGAAUCUACUGUAUUGCUCACCUUCACCUGAGGAAAAUUUCUCGCUGCUAUCCCGUUCCUCCAGUCAUUGACACAGCAACAUUCGUCGAGUUGGAGACACAUCAACCUCAGACACUUGAGAAUUUACAUGCUGGACAUCUUCAACCUAAACAACAUAACAAUGGCUGCAGGUCAUCAGAUGCUUCCAUCAGAUCUGACAAUCUGAAAAAGAGGACAAGAUUCUGUAAACCACUUGGAACAGUAGUGACAAGCAUUGUUUUCUUUUUGUUUAUGUGUGCCCCCUAUUGGAUUGCCACAGUAUCCGACAUUUUCUGUCACUGUGUAGCUCCCUGGAUCUAUGAGGACAUUUUAGCUGUUGUCUAUAAUCUGAACUCUCUAGUGAAUCCUUUUAUUUAUACCAUGACAGAUCGCCCAUAUAGAGCUGCUGUAAAGAGACUGCUGAUGAAAUGUCAGGCUGCUUUAUGUAAGAGGACAAGUUCUGAUUCACACAACAGCCAAUCUGGGGUGAAGAAAUGAAUUAUGAAAGCCAUUUAAAAAAAAGAAACAUGAAGGAAAGAAUGUGUAUAAUUAUACUUUUGUAAAAUCCAUAUAUGAUUAUCAGUAAUUGCAAUUUGGGAUUACUUUCUAAAAUAAAGGUACAUGUACAGUGAAUAGCUGUCUGGAUGGAUGCAGUUUAAGAGUUACCUUAACUUUUUUUACAUUCGUUUUAAGACUGUUCAGCUCUAUAAUUAAUAGAAACUGACUUUACUGUUUAAUUAAAGCAUAGAAAUAACAAUUGUCACCUUUGUACCAUAGUGCAUACAAAGUUGUGUCAAAAAAUGGGGGUUGGGGGAGGAGAGAAGGGAUGGCUAAUUAAUACAUGUAACACACAAGUUGUUAUUUAUAAAAUACUCAAAUUAAAUUCCAUUGACACAGAAUUAUCUUCAUAAAAUAACCAAUGAAAAUUACAAGACUUUUUCCUUCAGUCAAGACACAUCCUAAAACCAGAUCCCCUUAAAAUGGGUACUGUAAUCAGUUUGCCUACUCGAUGCCCAAUAGUGGAAUAAAUUUUUAAAAAACAGAAUUUGUGAAAAUUUACAAUAUUUUUUAAUAAAACUUUCUCCCUAUCAACAUCUAAAUAAGGGCCUUGUUGUUCAUCCUAUGAUGCACUGAUAGUUUUUCUGCUUGUCUUACAGUAGGCAAUAAGUUUAAAAUAUUUAAAGCCGACAUGAAUUGAAUUCAUAAAAAUGCAUGAUUUCCCUUUUUUAUCUCCGACUACCGCCAUAUUAGUUGUCGAUCUUUAUUGUUUUACUCAUCGCUACAUCUACCCUAUAUAAGGCAGAGAGCAUUAUUUAUGCUUCACCGCAUUCAGGUAUUUCAUACACUCAAACACGUUACCUUGGACGAAAAGACGUGUAGAAUCGCAUUCUGGACAAAAAUAAUAUGACAAUCACUGCACUUGCACAUUGAAAAUUUGUGCAAGGUGUCAUGAGUAUUUCUGAAUGGAGAAAAGAUGUAAAGAUUUCGCAUUAAAAUUAAGACUGUAAGAAAUCUGAUUUUUGUUCAUGUUAAAUACUCUCGGUAAAAACUGGUGAAGUGUCAAACUUCGAUUUUUUCCCUUACAGUAUACACUAAUUUCAAUUCUACUUCAUUGACAGGUAUGUGUAUUUUUGUAAAAAUAAACAGAAGGUGAUGGAAACAGUGACCUGGGACGGACUGUAAACUCUGCACCAAUUAACCAUUUUUCGUCAUUUUUUGAUGAUUUUUAUUAAAAUGACAUCUGUCAGUCAAAGUACAUAAAUACAAUAUAAUUUAAUUCUGGUUGUAACACGCUUUCUGAUUGGCUAAAAAAAUAUUUUAUAUCGUAUAAAGAAUGUUGCCUACGUCAUAGUAAG